Vicia villosa (hairy vetch) is the source of this 298-nucleotide messenger RNA. RefSeq lists its product as uncharacterized. NCBI's taxonomy places the organism in Eukaryota, Viridiplantae, Streptophyta, Magnoliopsida, Fabales, Fabaceae. Bases 5 to 298 code for a protein of 97 amino acids. Gene Ontology annotation, molecular function: protein methylesterase activity. The transcript has 4 exons. Gene Ontology annotation, biological process: protein demethylation. The record is from RefSeq and is a predicted model, not a curated record.
GACCAUGUGCAAUGAUGUAUUGGCUGUUAUAAAGAAAUUAUAUGGCAAUUCGCCUCCUGCAAUUAUUCUCGUUGGUCACAGCAUGGGAGGGUCAAUUGCUGUGCAUGUCGCUGCGAAGAAAUUAUUGUCAACCUUGGCUGGGUUGAUUAUUGUGGAUGUUGUAGAGGGAACAGCAAUGGCUUCACUAAUUCAUAUGCAGAAAAUUCUAUCAAAUAGGAUGCAACAUUUUUCAAGCAUUGAAAAAGCUGUAAGCUCUUGCUUUAAUGUUGUUUCAAUUGUAUUGGUGAAUUUUGAAUGA